AUGUUUAAACCCACUAGUGUAUGUCUCAGUGCGCUUUCGAAGCGGACGAAAAGAGUCCAGGUGCAACUCUUGAAGGAUUUUCCCAGGUUCCACCUCUACAAAGGUGAAGUUGCCAGGGUCAAGCCCUCUCUAAUGGUGAACUACUUGCAUUACGGUAAUGGAGCACGUUAUAUACUGUUCGAAGACCAAGUGGAUCAAGGAUUGCUCGAAUAUAGUAAAAAGCAGGCUGAGCUAAGGAAAGCCAGUCAGCCAAGCGCAUCCAAAGUGGUUUCUGAGACUACUGCUUCUACAGCGGCAACGACAGCAGGCAUUAGAGCUGAUGUGAAAGAGGAAGAACCACCAGCUGAAAAGAAGAAAGGAUUCCUGGAUUCUGAUAUCACUGUUAAUGAUGUUAAGAUACCAGGUCUUCGCAUCUAA
This is a messenger RNA of Nakaseomyces glabratus, 417 nucleotides long. RefSeq names its product mitochondrial 54S ribosomal protein bL9m MRPL50 (gene MRPL50). NCBI's taxonomy places the organism in Eukaryota, Fungi, Ascomycota, Saccharomycetes, Saccharomycetales, Saccharomycetaceae. The record is from RefSeq and is a predicted model, not a curated record.